Sander lucioperca (pikeperch) is the source of this 630-nucleotide messenger RNA. Its product is annotated as FH1/FH2 domain-containing protein 1-like. The record is from RefSeq and is a predicted model, not a curated record. Gene Ontology annotation, cellular component: cytoplasm; cytoskeleton. Gene Ontology annotation, molecular function: actin filament binding. NCBI's taxonomy places the organism in Eukaryota, Metazoa, Chordata, Actinopteri, Perciformes, Percidae. Gene Ontology annotation, biological process: actin filament network formation; cortical actin cytoskeleton organization. The coding region runs from base 139 to 615 and encodes 158 amino acids. The transcript is spliced from 3 exons.
GCAGCUUUACAUGUCCGAAGCCGCAUCAGCGAGGACCGGGUGGAUUUUCUCCAUUUAAAAAGUUCUUCCGGAGUUGGACGCGUCUUCACCGAGACACACGGACUCUUUCAGCCGCAGGAGGGUCGCGGUCACACGGCCAUGGCCUCUUUCGUUUGCCGGAUCCAGUACCUGGAGGAUUCGGACCCGUUUAUCUGCACAAACUUCCCCGAACCUCGGAGACCUCCGACGGUGAGCGUGGAAGAGAACCUGCCGCUCAGUGAGCAGAUCGCCGGGAUACACAAGCUGCUCGAGGCGCCUCUAAAGUUGGAGGACUGCACUCUCCAGUUGGCGUCUAAUGGGAACUACCUGGACCUGGACUCUUCUCUGAGUGAGCAGCGAGACGAGCUGGACACUUUCUAUGAAGACGUGGCAAAAGGGAAGAAGCCCAUCCUGAUCCUGAGGACUCAGCUGUCUGUCCGCGUGCACAGCAUCCUGGGUAAUUAUCUCUCUCUGACUCAGGGGAAACUCUCCACUCUCCCACCGCAGCGGCGAGGAUUUCCUCUCUCUGCUUUCCAUCCACACACACAAAUACUAAAACCUCCUCGUCUGUGUAUGGAAUAUGGAUUAUAUAGAUAGAUUUAUUGUGCAAAA